This is a messenger RNA of Penicillium longicatenatum, 2217 nucleotides long. RefSeq lists its product as uncharacterized. Gene Ontology annotation, molecular function: zinc ion binding; DNA binding; DNA-binding transcription factor activity, RNA polymerase II-specific. Bases 1 to 2217 code for a protein of 738 amino acids. The transcript is spliced from 4 exons. NCBI's taxonomy places the organism in Eukaryota, Fungi, Ascomycota, Eurotiomycetes, Eurotiales, Aspergillaceae. Gene Ontology annotation, biological process: DNA-templated transcription; regulation of DNA-templated transcription. The record is from RefSeq and is a predicted model, not a curated record.
AUGAUAGUCAUGGACAGAAAGUCUCCGUCCAAACCACGGAGAGCCGCUAAGGCCUGCGUUUUUUGCCGACGUAGGAAGUUUCGUUGCGACAAUGAGAAACCAACAUGCUCCAGCUGCAAGACAUAUGCACAAGAUUGUACCUACGCACCCAGGCCCGAGAAGCAAAGACCAACAAAAGCUCGUCUAUCACGAUUGGAAGAAGAGAAUGAACAGCUACGGCGGCAACUCGGGCGCGUUGAUUCCCAUUCGAAUGAUGGAGAUGUUUCCACAAGAGGCAGCCCGUCUCAGUCGCGGCAAAAUACACAACCUCCUUCAGAGAUGUCGAAUACAGUCCCAAGUACAGAUUGGUCUCACUCGGCCGUCUCGCGAAUCUUCAUUUCACCGAAUGGUGAUUCAAGCUAUCAUGGGCUUACAAGCACAUUAUUUGAUGAUGCGCCGACUGAUCGACAUGGUCAUCCUCGGUCAACAGAUCCACAAGUGCCGAUAGAGCAUAUUCGAAAGCAGUUGAUGGGAGAAGCUGCCUACCAGCGGCAAUUAGAAACAUUGAACAUGCGACAAGGGAAGCUGGACUUUGAUGGAGUUGAUCCCGAAUUGGGAAUGCAUCUCCUGAAUCUACAUUGGAAUCGGCAGCACCAUUCAUUUCUGAUCACGUACCGCCCGGCUUUUAUGCGGGAUAUGGCCAACGGUGGUCCAUGCUUCUCGAAACUCCUAUUAAACGCAAUUUACUUCGGUGCAUCAAAAUUUAGCAACCGUCCCGAAGUUCGCCGGGAUCCCGAUGAUGUUCGGACGGCGGGAUGGAGAUUUCGCCUGCGAGUGAAAGAGUUGCUUGGCAGUGCUUUGGACCGAAGCGAAAUUACCACAAUUCAAGCUCUACUAGUGAUGACCAGUUCCCUGUUUGCAUUGGGAGAUGAGCGCAGUGCUGCGUGGCUCUAUGCCGGAACAGCAUUUAGAAUGAUUAUCGAUUUGGGCAUGCACGUUGAUGCUACAAUGCUGAGCAAUAUACGUCGCCUCUCCGAUGAAGACAUAGAAAUCCGUCGUCGAGUUUUCUGGGGGGCCUUUGUCGUGGAUAAGAUUCAGUCCCUAUACCAGGGUCGGCCUGCAAGCCUGCAGGAUUUCGAUACGAAAGUGUCAAUAACAUUUCUGGACCAAUAUGAGGAGCUUGAACACUGGCAGCCUUUUGCAUAUACAAAUGUGCAGUCAUAUCCGGGCUCCCCUGCAUACAGUGUUUCAACCUUUACGGAGCUUUGCAAGUUAUCAUUAAUCCUGAACGGUAUUCUGAACAAAGUAUACUCGGAGCGAAGUUCAAACCGGUCCCCCCAGGAACUAAUCACUACACUGAAUGCCUUGAAUGAGCAGCUCAAAGAUUGGCAUGAUGCGCUGCCGGAGCAUUUACGGUUCGGUAUUCCCACAACGCAAGUUACCCCACCACCCCAUGUCCUCUCUCUCUUGGCACUCUACAACGUGCUUCUCAUCCUUCUCCACCGACCCUUUGUGGCGGAAGGACAUCUCCAUACAACAGAUCCCUCAGUUGCCGUCAGUUCUUUCACUACGUGUACGACAGCAGCAAAUCGAAUAAUUCACAUCCUCCAAGCUUACGACCACACAUUCUCCAUAAGGCGUGCUCCGUAUCUGAUUUCAUACGCGACUUAUGUCGCUGCCACAAUUUACGUCCGAGUUGCUGCCCAAAGAAAAGAUGGCAGUAGAGCGCACUCAAAUCUUCGGACAUGCCUUGACAUAUUCCAAAAGAACCAAGAGACGAAUUGGGCUGUUCGCAGAGCAAAGAAUGUGAUUGUGCAUCUAAUGGAUCGAAUGGGGGUUGAUUUGAGUGUCCCCCAUCAGGAACGCGAGCCCCGAUCAUGCCAUGAUAUCAAUGGGCAAACGGUGCAUUUGGAUGGAGUUCCUGCCGUAGAUGGGGAUCUUAUACCGGCUGCCUCACCGAGUCAAAUGACGCCUCCAGAAACAGAGGCCUCAGAGUUGGAUAUGGACAGAAUUAUCCAGAGCUUUAUUCGGCAGCAGGCAAGACCAGGCGAAGGACAGGUGUUCGAAGAGCCUAGCUACCAUGCUCUCCCUGGUCCUACGGUCCCAGUCCAGACGCCAGGCAUUUUCACUCCUUCUAUUGUUCCAGGAUACAAUGACGCAUAUUUUGAUGCCCAGUUCGACGAUGACAUGUUGUUCGGAUUCAAUGGAUCUGUACAAGAUAGCAUAUUGUAUCAAUAG